This is a messenger RNA of Schistocerca nitens (vagrant locust), 880 nucleotides long. Its product is annotated as GILT-like protein 1. The transcript has 6 exons. The record is from RefSeq and is a predicted model, not a curated record. Gene Ontology annotation, molecular function: oxidoreductase activity, acting on a sulfur group of donors, disulfide as acceptor. Bases 96 to 710 code for a protein of 204 amino acids. Lineage: Eukaryota; Metazoa; Arthropoda; Insecta; Orthoptera; Acrididae.
UUUUGUUUACUUUCCGACGCACACCAGCCGGCGGGCAGCGUAUAAAUGGACAGAGCUGCCGUCCCCUGGACUGUCACCACCGCCACACCGCCAAGAUGUUUCUGCCACGGGGUGUUCUCUCUGCGUUCGGUCUCGCCAUCUUGUUUCACGCACAAGUAUUUGCUGAUUACAUAGCGACAGUUGGCGUCUACUAUGAAACGCUAAGCCCAAACUGCAGUGAAUUCUUCACAAACCAGCUGCUUCCGGCUUAUAGACUGGCUCCAGAUCGUUUCAACGUUACACUGUUCCCAUUUGGCAAGACUGUGAUUAGUAGCACGGAUCCUCUCACUUUCAUAUGCGAGCACGGUGAAAAGGAGUGUGAAGGACUCAAAAUCCACUCGUGUGCCGUAGACCUCAUCCACAACCAGACCUUGCUGCUAAACCUGGCGGAGUGCACGAUCCGCAACCAGACACACCCAGAAGCAAGACUGCGUGAGUGUGCCAUUCGCCAGGACAUCGAAUGGAGGCCGAUAGCGGAAUGCGCCGAGACGUCGAUUGGUGGCCAACUGCUGGAAUCCAACGGAAACAAAACUAACGAGCUGAAUCCGAGACUUACGGACGUACCCACCAUCACGUUGAACGGGAGCCAGGACGAUCAAUCAGAAUUACGCACAAACCUCUGGAAAGAGAUUUGUGAUGUGUUGCAACCGAAACCUUUAGAUUGUCCAUGACUUGAAUCACGCUCCAAUGGCUAACACUAAGGAAUAGAAGACGAUGGCACAGCACGGAUUCUGAUUGUCAGCCCACAUUAUAUUACUGUAUAAUUAAAAUGUUAUUAUGAACAUAUAUAGUCACUGUUUCAUUCGUUGCUAAAUAAAGAAUUAUUCAUAAGACCAAAAAA